CAAAGCCACAACAAAAUAAUUAAAUUGGCUGGAAAAAAUGUUAAAGUCGCUGGGUCCGAUUGAAGGAAACCAACAGCCUCAGCUGCAGCUGCUUUGGGAAGACAAGGAAGUCAAAUUCGAUGUCCCGCAAUUGCACAAAAACCUACGGAGCGGGGAGCAAGUACUUGAUUACAUUUAUCACAUCGAAGACAGCAAAGGAAAUCCGGGAGACACGGGGCGUCUAAUGGUCACCAAUCUUCGGAUUAUUUGGCACUCGCUGGUCCACAAGAAGUACAAUCUGUCCAUUGGGUAUGCCCGGAUUGGUAACACAAACACUCGAAUAGUGCACAUGCACACGAAGGCAAGGAUAGCCAGUCAGGCCCUCUACAUCCUGGCCAUUAGUAAUGAGACUCGCUUCGAGUUUCUUUUUACCGACGUAUCCGGAGAAACGUCACGCCGGGAUCAGCCCAUCUUCGCCAGUGUCUUUGAUGUGUAUCACUUAUAUCAACGUACUUAUCUAUACCGCGACCUGAAGCUGCGCGGAGCCAUCGUUCAAGCAGGACAAUUGGUUAUUCUACCAGAUGAGCAGGUCUACAGCCAGGUACAGGGUGUCUGGAAUUUGUCGAGCGACCAGGGCAACCUCGGCAGCUUUGUGGUCUCUAACGUUCGGUUGGUGUGGUUUGCUGAUGCCAACGAAACUUUCAACAUAAGUUUGCCGUAUCUACAAAUUGAAAGUCUUCGCAUUCGUGAGUCCAAAUAUGGACCUGCCCUGGUCAUUCAAACAGCAGAAACUGGAGGUGGAUAUGUACUCGGCUUUCGCAUCGAUCCCUCCGAACGACUAAAUGAGCUGUUUAAAGAGCUCUGUUCUCUGCACUCCAUCUAUGGCGAGCAGCCUAACUUUGGUAUACAAUAUAACGUCCAGGAUGCCCGGGAGCGACUGGCAGCUGCAGCCGAGGAAGCGGCCCAGUCCUCUCAGUUUAAGGUCGAUAACUUCGAGGAGCUGGACGAGAGGCAGGAGCGGGAGAUCAACACCAAGCUUAAUAGCUACCUCGCUGAAGGCUGUUCGGGAAGGCCAAGUGGAUCUACCCAGGGAGAAAGAGAGCCGGUCUACUGCAAGGAUGGGUUCGCCAUGGAGCAAAUUAGAGACGGGUACAAAUUACAGGAUCUGUGGAACGUCAUGCCUACCAAAAUGGAAACGAUGGAAUGAACCAGAAGACGAACUUUCA
This is a messenger RNA of Drosophila suzukii, 1205 nucleotides long. RefSeq names its product Bardet-Biedl syndrome 5 protein (gene BBS5). Lineage: Eukaryota; Metazoa; Arthropoda; Insecta; Diptera; Drosophilidae. Gene Ontology annotation, biological process: cilium assembly; intracellular transport. Gene Ontology annotation, molecular function: phosphatidylinositol-3-phosphate binding. The record is from RefSeq and is a predicted model, not a curated record. Gene Ontology annotation, cellular component: BBSome; ciliary basal body.